Molecule: messenger RNA, 882 nt
Organism: Daphnia pulicaria
Lineage: Eukaryota; Metazoa; Arthropoda; Branchiopoda; Diplostraca; Daphniidae
Exons: 2
Coding region: 1-882 (293 amino acids)
Source: RefSeq, a predicted model, not a curated record
AUGCUCAAGACGCAACAAAUAGCAGCGGAUGCCACCAGAGCCCAGGAAAAAGCCGAUCAAGAUGCAGCCAGGGCCCAGGAAAAGGCCGAUCAAGACGCUGCCAGGGCCCAAGAAAAAAUCGACGAAGACGCUGCAAGAGCACAGGAAAGAGCAAUCCGGCAACAAGAAAAUCUAGAUCAACAGGACUUGUUCCGGCAACUGAACAGCAGCUGCACCAGGAGCGCCGGCAGCUCCAGCCGCAGGGACGUGCUCGAAUGGACGGCCUUCUGGGAAGGUUACAACGCAGCCGUCCACGAAUCAGCCAUUCCGGCGGUUCAAAAAUUUGGAUAUCUUAAAGAUUACUUGAAAGGUGAAGCACAGCUGUGCGUGGAGAACCUGGAGCUGACAGACGCCAACUACACCGUCGCAAUCACCCUCCUGAAGGCGAGAUACGGCAAACCGGACGUCCUAAUCGAGGCCCACACGCACAAAUUGGACACGCUGCAACCAGUAAAAGACGUAGCUGAUACCACGGCACUCAGGUGCUUCCAGCUGACUGUCCAGCCACACAUCAAUGCGUUGGAGACACUGGGAGUAGCAAGAGCCAGCCACGGGUGUCUCCUUGGAUCAAGAAUUUUGCGCUCGAUCCCACUCAAACUUCAAGCAGAGUGGGCCAAAUCAGCAACGAACAAGGUAACUGACAUUGAUCAAGUACUAAAUUUUAUCGAAGAGCAAGUUGAAGUCGCAGAGCGACUCGGCCGUCUGAGAGCUUCAACACCAAAGCCGGCCCAAAAUUCUCAACAGCCGGCCAAAUCAACACCACCUACUAAACCAACAGCUUCUCAGCUCGGAGUCAGCAGCAAGCCGACUUCACAAUCGAAACAUUCAAGCAAAACAAGAUGA